AUGGGAACAGAAGCAGCGCCUGAUUUGCACUCGAAGAUUAGCAACCGAGAUGUCAUCACCGAAUUGGCAGGCCUUGUUAGACGCUUCCGAAAAGGAGACUUCAACUACAGCUACUACCGCCCGCUUGUGAGACUCGCCAUUCAAGAGGCGUCCGACUUGGAGAUCUGGAGCGCCGUGCUUGAUCUCAUCGGCACGGUCACCCGAGCGACGCCUCCUGAAAGUAUCCCGGCCACGUUCGACAAUACGCCCAUUACCCAUUCCUCCGCUUCCCAGCAAGGCACCGAACAGACACGAGAGGUGGUGGAAAGAAAGGUAUUUGAGGAGAUCAGAUUUUGCACAUACCGCGACGUGGAAGGAUUCUUUGAGAAAUACUUCGAGGGGAGAACUUGGACAAGCCAUGCCUUGGGCAUCUAUGAGGCGAUGAAGGACCAACACGUCGAUGGCGCGUGGACCGGCCUUCCGAAUCCGCCCGUGCAAGAUGGAGUUCUGGACUGGUGGUUCCGAUUCCAGGAUGUCUUCCUCUCGGAGAAACGACGCCGCUACUAUUCGACCACGAACCCGAAGGAUCUUGUCGGUGCCGAAGCUCAGCGACAGAUCGAUCUCUUUGUCAAGCGAAAGAAUGGGCAGCCGCCAGAUGCCGCGCACGACUGGAGUGAUGUCGAAAUCGGCCGAUACGUGCGAGAUGUUUUCUCCUGCCAGCCGACACGUCGUCCUGGCGCGUUCGAUAUCCAUGACAAGCCCAAACGGUUCAUACAGGUGAUCGCCGGCUACGCAAUGAUGAAUGACGAAGAACUGGGGUUGGACAGAUUUACAGAGCUGGAUGGCAACAGUCGCUUGAUACACGUUGACCAAGACGGGGCUUCAGCCAGGAAGAGGCUGCGGUUGGAGUCGCAACCUUUCACCCGUCAACGGGCAGUCGUCUGCCGUGGGACGUCUUGCUAUCUCACGAAGCCUCCGGACUCCGAGGAUUGGAGUUAUGUCGUGAAGUUCUCGUGGACGUCCGACAGGCGAAAGCCAGAGGCAGACCUUCUCAGAUUGGCCCGUCAGAGAGGAGUCGAGGGUCUUCCACGCACUACGUCGACCGUUUCGCAGUCCUUCUCCCGGUCUCAGCCUCCCAGUGCCCUUUCUCGAAAGCGCAAGUCGAGCCAAAGGCAAAACGAGGUUGCGUACGAUGUGGAAGGAGCCCAAGGGACGAGCCUACUCGCUUCCAACAAUGGACCCUAUGAUAAUCGAGUCUUUCGAUGUCUAGUGAUCUCCCCAGCUGGCCGGGCGAUCCACAAGUACGAAACGAAAUCGGAGCUUCUAGGGGCGCUUCGCGAUGCCAUCAAGGCACACAGGUCCCUACACCUCAAAGGCAACAUCCUGCACCGGGACAUUUCCGAGAACAACAUAAUCAUAACCGACCGCAAAACGACUGGCCACAUGGGCAUGCUGAUCGACCUGGACCUUGCCAAGGAGCUGGGCAGCGGGCGCAGCGGGGCGCGCUGUCGCACUGGGACGAUGGAGUUCAUGGCAGUUGAGGUCCUGCAAGGGAUCUCUCACACCUACCGGCAUGAUCUAGAGUCGUUCUUCUAUGUGCUCCUCUGGCUCUAUCGAGAGAUUGCGAGCGCCAAACGAGGGGAAUUGCGGGGGAUCUUGUUCCCUUACAGGGACGGGCUCUUUGUCGGGACACCGAAGGAUCCGGAGAUUCUCUAUGGGCCAAUCAUCAAAGCAUUUGACAAGGCUAUUGAUGAGAUCAAGGCGAUGGAAGUAUAA
Hirsutella rhossiliensis is the source of this 1755-nucleotide messenger RNA. Its product is annotated as kinase. Bases 1 to 1755 code for a protein of 584 amino acids. Gene Ontology annotation, molecular function: ATP binding; protein kinase activity. NCBI's taxonomy places the organism in Eukaryota, Fungi, Ascomycota, Sordariomycetes, Hypocreales, Ophiocordycipitaceae. The record is from RefSeq and is a predicted model, not a curated record. Gene Ontology annotation, biological process: protein phosphorylation. The transcript is spliced from 8 exons.